Filobasidium floriforme is the source of this 1635-nucleotide messenger RNA. RefSeq names its product major facilitator superfamily domain-containing protein. The coding region runs from base 1 to 1635 and encodes 544 amino acids. Gene Ontology annotation, cellular component: membrane. NCBI's taxonomy places the organism in Eukaryota, Fungi, Basidiomycota, Tremellomycetes, Filobasidiales, Filobasidiaceae. The transcript has 12 exons. Gene Ontology annotation, biological process: transmembrane transport. Gene Ontology annotation, molecular function: transmembrane transporter activity. The record is from RefSeq and is a predicted model, not a curated record.
AUGGCAACAGCUCAAGAUCCUGUGCAGGCAGACAAGGCGGCUUCCAAUCGGUACUCGACCGGCAAAGUUUGGCUUCUGAUGACCGUAGUCAUUGGUCUCGGUCUCGCCAACGCCUUCGGGGCCCUGGGCGGAACUAUCCUGCUCGGUCCUACCAUACAAAAAGACUUCGACAUGUCAACGGAUGAGCUGCAAUGGCUCGGAACGUCAUUCUACAUACCUCUAGGAUGCUUCUCGCUCGUCACCGGGAAGCUCGCCGACAUAUUUGGCGGCAAGCGCAUGUGCUUACUUGGCAUGGCGAUCUUCACAUCUUGUUCGGUCGCUUCUGGAUUCGUCAAAUCGAUGGAGCCGUUGUUUGUCUGCCGUGGAUUGUCGGGAUUGGGCAGUGCGAUGGCCUCCACUGCUGGAUAUCCGAUCAUCGCUGACAUAUUUCCCGAGGGCAAUGGGCGAACGCUCGGUCUGGCCCUGUACAUUGCAGCCUGGCCGACAGGAGUCGGUCUCGGGACUGUCUGCGCAGGUUUUGUUGCCUAUGAUGACUGGAGAAAAUAUUUUUACCUCCACGGUGGUCUCUGUGGCGCCGUCAUCUUGAUGGUGUUGAUCAUCCUGCCCGAUCAGCAUCCGGAUCAUAUCGACUUCCUUGGUCAGAUCGACUGGGUAGGGAACGUUCUAGUGACUGUAGGAGUAUUCCUUCUGCUCUACGUGCUCAGUAUGGCUCCAGGAGCGAAGGACGGCUGGGGUACACCUCACAUGAUCGUGCUCCUCAUUCUGGCGGUUCUGGUCCUGGGGGCGUUCGUUGCGUGGGAGUACUGGAUCGAAAAAAGGGGUCGCACUCCGCCUCUAUUACCUCUGGGAGUGUUUACGCUGGAUCAUGGCAGAGUGUCUAUCCUAUGUCUCGUUGCUCCCUUCAACUUUAUCGGUUUCUCGGGCUUUAUGCUCUUGACCACAUUGUAUUUCCAGGAAUACCUCGAACUCUCUCUCAGGGACACAGCCCAACACUUCAUUCCAGGACCAAUCAGCGGAGCCUUCUGCAACAUCCUGAUCGGCUUUAUCGCGCCUAGAGUUCGAACCCAGUGGAUUUUGGCCGUCGGUGUAUUCGUCAGUGGAUUAUCCCUACUAUUGUUCGCCGCGAUGCCAGUCGGAGCAUCAUAUUGGGGCUACACAUUGUUCGCGAUGAUGUUUUCAGUGGUCGGCGGGGAUUUUGCGGGAUCAGCAGGAUUGAUCUAUAUCACUCAGAUGGUCAGGGGGCCGACGUCCGGGAUGGCUGGGGGACUUUUCAACACAGUCGUACAAUUCGGAAUGAGUAUGGGCCCAUGCAUCGCAACUCUGAUCUUCCGAUAUACAUCUGAAGCUCAUGCAAGGCCGCGCUCCAACCUGAGUUACGAUGACGAUGCUUUCCCGAAAGACAGCUACCUAUACGGCCUCAAACGGGCUGCUUGGGGAAUCGCUGGGAUGUGCUUCUUCGCGGCUGCCAUCACGCCUUUCGCGUUGCGAGGUAUGGGCCAUCCUCGAGACAGUUGCAAAGCACACGUCGAGUCGAUACCUCCUCACGAACAGCCAUCGGUUUCGGCGUCAGAGUCACUCGACGAGGAAAAACGGAUCGAGUACCGCGAGGCUCUACCCCAAUUGCAGAAGUCGUGA